CGGGGUGGCGGUUGGACGGGGGUUGUUGAUCGGAGGGCGCCCCCGUGGAAGGAGGGAUCCAGCCGCCGCCCUAGCCUGAGCCCGAGCCGGCGAUGGAGGAGCCGGGGGAGGUGGCUGUCCGCCCCUCCUGCUGGAGCCGCUGCGGCCGGAGGCUCCGCCAGCUCGUCCCCAUCGGCGCUUGGACCGAGGCCAGAGAGCUCGUCAAGAUCGGCGCCCCGGUGUUUCUGGCACAGCUUUUGGGGUUCUUGAUCAGCGUGGUGAGCUCCAUCUUCUGUGGCCACCUGGGAAAAGCCGAGCUGGACUCUGUGACCCUCGCUGUAUCAGUUAUCAACGUGAUUGGGAUUUCGAUCGGCACUGGGCUGGCAUCAGUGUGUGACACCCUCAUGUCACAGACCUACGGGAGCAAAAACGUAAAGCGCGUGGGGACCAUCCUGCAGCGGGGCAUCCUCAUCCUGCUCCUUUUCUGCUUUCCCUGUUGGGCUGUCUUCGUCAACACCGAACGGAUCCUGCUGUUCUUCAAGCAGGACCCAGAAGUGUCCAGGCUUACUCAAGUUUAUGUAAUGAUAUUUAUUCCCGCUCUUCCGGCAGCAUUCAUCUACCAGUUACAGACGAGAUAUCUGCAAAGCCAGGCAAUCCUCCUGCCCCAGGUGGUGACAGGCAUGGCAGCCAACGUCUUGAAUGUGAUCAUGAACGUCAUCUUCCUUUACACUUUCAAGCUGGGCGUGGUCGGGUCUGCCUGGGCCAACACGCUCUCCCAGAACACGCAAACUCUGCUCCUCUUCUUCUAUGUGUGGUGGAAAAAGAUCCACAAAGAGACCUGGGGAGGCUGGACAACUGACUGCUUGCAGGAAUGGGGCUCCUUCAUGCGCUUGGCUGUUCCCAGCAUGCUGAUGAUUUGCAUAGAGUGGUGGACUUUCGAAAUCGGGAGCUUCCUCUCAGGAAUGAUCAGCGUGGUGGAAUUGGGAGCCCAGUCAAUCAUCUAUGAACUGGCCACCCUUGCCUACCUGCUGCCUCAGGGCAUGAGCGUGGCUGCCAGUGUCCGAGUGGGCAACGCUUUGGGAGCUGGAGAUGCAGAGCAAGCCAAAAAAUCAUGUAUCACAGUGUUAAUGUGUACAGGUGUCUUUGCUGUGGUGUUCGCUGGCCUUUUGGCCAGCUUGAAGGAUGUUGUUGCCUACAUCUUUACCAGUGACAAAGAGAUUGUGGCCUUGGUCUCCAAAGUGAUGAUGAUUUUCUCUCCUUUCCACCUCUUUGAUGCCAUCGCAGCAACGUGCGGUGGGGUGCUCAGAGGAGCCGGGAAGCAGAAGAUCGGUGCCAUUGCCAAUGCCAUUGGCUACUAUGCCAUCGGUUUGCCCAUCGGGAUCGCGCUCAUGUUUGGGAACAAGCUCGGUGUAAUGGGCCUGUGGUCUGGCCUGAUUGUGUGCAUCUCUUUGCAAGCGUUCUCCUUCCUGAUCUUCGUCCUGCGCAUGGACUGGAAGAAAGCUGCGGACGAGGCUCGGAUCCGGGCUGGGCUGAUAGCCCAGUUGCAAACCACCCAUGCAGAUGAAGAGGCAGCUAACAAAACAUUCACUUUAGCGUAUCUUACGAUGGAUACAGAGGUUCCCAACGGCCAAGCGGUGAGCGAGGUGGCACAUGGGAGCCCGAACCAGCCAGAGGAGCAGCUCAUUGAGGCAGAAGAACUGCCACCACGCAACGUUUCUCCACCCGGGGAUGUCCUUUCCGCGAAGGAGCUCCUCUUCCGACGGGGGCUGACUCUGGUGGCAGCUAUCGCAGUCCUGCUAGCUGGUAUUUUGAUUCGGCUCCUGCUGAAAAACGGGUAGCUAUCAGGAGAAUUGGUAGGAGCGUGUCCUGGGCCGAAAACAGAGGGAGUGAAAGAGGCACCUGGAGCUCAAUCUGGAAGGUGUGGGAAGAGCCUUUGCUCCCCCUGGAGGCGAGUGGCAGCUGCUCACGUGGUCCAAGGAACUGUCCCUUGGACCACAACAGGAAGGUUUUUUGGCUGGAGGUGGCGACUGCACAGUGCUUCUCAAAACAUGCUUCAUUGAAAGAGUUGCCAUCUUUAAAAGGGUAACUCAGUGGGGCUGGAGGAAACCCAAAUGCCUGCAGCUCCAAGUGCAGGGACUUCGCCCCUCUGGUUUCCUAAAAAUGCUUGGGCAGCUGAGUGCCCAUCAGCAGUUUCCAUCAAAAAGACUUACCUUCUUCCUCAUCGCUCAAAACACCUUUUAUUGUUUCCCUCUCUUUGAUUCAUUUUAUAUUUCAAGACAGGGGCCUCGUUGCGUUUUUACAAGGUGAAACUCGUUUUGCCGAUUUCUGUGCCUGGCUGUUCAGUUUCCCUUGGCAACUUCGAGUGGCAAGUGGAGUCCCGUGUUUUGUGAGCUUUUUAAAGAAAUUCUGUGUUUUGGUAUGAUUCAGGUUUUAUAUAAAUAAA
This is a messenger RNA of Eublepharis macularius, 2422 nucleotides long. RefSeq names its product solute carrier family 47 member 1 (gene SLC47A1). Gene Ontology annotation, cellular component: membrane. NCBI's taxonomy places the organism in Eukaryota, Metazoa, Chordata, Lepidosauria, Squamata, Eublepharidae. Gene Ontology annotation, molecular function: xenobiotic transmembrane transporter activity; antiporter activity. The record is from RefSeq and is a predicted model, not a curated record. Gene Ontology annotation, biological process: xenobiotic detoxification by transmembrane export across the plasma membrane. The coding region runs from base 93 to 1817 and encodes 574 amino acids. The transcript is spliced from 17 exons.